AGGAGUGUCCAGCCUUGGGAAGAGAUGUGCCAGCUCCAGCCACUGCUGGCCCUGCUGCUCCUGCUUUCCUGCCUGUGGGCCAAUGCCAGUGUUCUUCGGGGACAGAUUGUGGGGGGCCACGAGGCUCAGCCCCACUCCCACCCUUACAUGGCAUACCUGAAGAUGGGGGUGUCAGCCUGCGGAGGCUUCCUGGUGGCCCCUGACUGGGUGAUGACAGCUGCACACUGCCGUGUGGGGAAUGCCACAGUCAUCCUGGGGGCUCACAACAUCCACGAACCAGAAACGACCCAGCAGGUCCGGGGAGUUGUCAGAUACCAUCUUCACCCUGAAUACAACCCCGAGACUGUGUCUAACGACAUCAUGCUGCUCAAGCUGACAACAAAGGCCACUCUCAAUGACUACGUCAAGACCAUUCCAUUGCCCAAGAGCAGCAGUGACCUCCCCACAGGAACCAAGUGCAGCAUAGCUGGCUGGGGUCUGAUUGAUGAUGACCAGGCAACCAACAAGCUCUUUGAAACCAAAGUCUCCAUCUACAGCCGCAGGAAAUGCAUCCGCUUCUACCCACACCUCAACACAGGGAUGGUCUGUGCCGGCAGCUUCCAUGAGCUCAGGGAUUCCAGCCAGGGAGAUUCUGGUGGGCCCCUGGUAUGCAAUAAGGUGGCACAAGGUAUUGUUUCCUUUGGGUACAGCACCCCACCUGGGGUCUAUACCCGCAUCUCCAACUACCUGCCCUGGAUCCAAAAAAUCAUGAAGAAGUAACAGCAGCAGCACUCACUCCUGCACUGGUGUGGUCCUGGAGACUGCACUGGUUUCCUUCCUGCCUCUGCUGAAGGCUUGACUCCCUCCUCUCUCCUUGGGAGCCUGAGUGAUCGGAUUGGUGCACACAAGGGUCCCCCCCCUUUCUGCUCUGAGGCCGCUGGCUGUCCCAGUCCCUGCCCAUCUCAGGCAGCCAGCUCAGGGCCAUGUUAAAUCACCCUGGCAAAAGCCAGGGUCGUUCCCAAUGGCAUGAGAAAGCAGCUGUGCUACCAUGAACCUGUUUCCUUCAGAGAUAACCCUGUCCCUGCUUGAACCUUGCUGCACUUAAAACACCCACAGUAAAA
This is a messenger RNA of Apus apus (common swift), 1100 nucleotides long. RefSeq names its product mast cell protease 1A-like. The coding region runs from base 25 to 759 and encodes 244 amino acids. The record is from RefSeq and is a predicted model, not a curated record. Lineage: Eukaryota; Metazoa; Chordata; Aves; Apodiformes; Apodidae. Gene Ontology annotation, biological process: proteolysis. The transcript is spliced from 5 exons. Gene Ontology annotation, molecular function: serine-type endopeptidase activity.